Molecule: messenger RNA, 1100 nt
Organism: Parasteatoda tepidariorum (common house spider)
Lineage: Eukaryota; Metazoa; Arthropoda; Arachnida; Araneae; Theridiidae
Product: sn-1-specific diacylglycerol lipase ABHD11
Biological process (GO): lipid metabolic process
Cellular component (GO): mitochondrion
Molecular function (GO): carboxylic ester hydrolase activity
Source: RefSeq, a predicted model, not a curated record
AAAGUCGGUAUUUUUAGAGCAGUCAAACAAUUUCCUAUCAAUCGGUAUUAUCGUUCGUUCAAUGAUAUCCAACCUUCAAACAUUCCGUUAUCAAACAGUGUGAUAAAAACAUUUGUGAUAAAGUGCAACGUUGGCGUGCUAUGUUUCAAAUAUUUAUUUUUAUUUUCCACCUAAAAAUCAUGGAUAGCAGACAGCCCAUUAACUUAGCAUAUAACUUAUGUGAACCUUUUCAAGGACCAGAAGAAACUGUUCCAAUAAUUUUUAUGCAUGGAAUGGCGCUCACUAAAGAGGAUUGGGGCGAUAUACCUCAAAUUACAGCUAAUGCAACAGGUAUUUGCCAUCGACGCUCGAAGCCAUGGAGAUAGUGAUUGGGUGGAUGUAUUCGACUUUGAAAUCAAUGUAGAUGAUUUAUUACUAUUCAUGGAUAGAAUGGAUAUUAAGAAAGCCAUACUUGUUGGACACAAUAUGGGAGCAUUGACAGCUAUGAAGGCAGCCUUUAGAAAUCCAGAUCGGGUGGAAAAGUUAGUAGUAGAAGAAAUGCCCAUCAGAAGAUACAGUAAUACAUUAAUAUCAACUUGGACGAAAUUUUUCACACUAGCAAAGGAAGGUAUGCGAAGGAUACAUGCAGGUUCGUCAAUGGACGAAGCAAAAGAGAUCUUAGCAAACUAUGUAUUUGAUCAUCUGCCUCAAAAGCAAAAAUUUGAGAAUGAAUGUGAUCUUAGUGAUGGACGUCUCGCGCUGAAACAGAAGGAUGACGGAAGCUUCGAAUUCAAAUGCAACCUAGACAUCGUUCUGCCGAAUUUCCAGGACAUCAACAACGAUCUCCAGUUACUUGACAGAACCUAUAGGGGACCUACGUGUUUCAUUUAUGGACAGAAUUCACCUAAUCUGAUAGGUCAAGACGAAUAUGAGAUCAAGAAAUUUUUUCCAAGUGCCAAACUUUUCGGUAUAAGCGACGCAAGCCACGAAGUGCACAAAAAAUAUCCUUUGCCAUUCACAGAAGCUUUACUUGUAUUUAUUCAAGGAGGAUGGAAUAAAAAGAUGCAUACCAGACCAUAAUUUUAGUCUGUACAUCUUAAAAUGUUUUUUUUCCUUUGUAA